Molecule: messenger RNA, 569 nt
Organism: Chelonia mydas (Green sea turtle)
Lineage: Eukaryota; Metazoa; Chordata; Testudines; Cheloniidae
Product: cytochrome c oxidase subunit 6B1
Exons: 3
Coding region: 92-382 (96 amino acids)
Cellular component (GO): respiratory chain complex IV; mitochondrion
Source: RefSeq, a predicted model, not a curated record
CAGCGGGGGCUGGGAGCCAGGACUCCUGGGUUCUCUUUCUGGCUCUGGGAGGGGAGUGAGUCUCCACUUUCACGUGCCUACUUUUUCAGGAAUGCAAAGCUCUAAUGGAGCUGGCGGGGGGGAGAAGGGCGCCCCCCAGGGGUCCCGGGGGUAUUACCGCACUGCCCCCUUCGACCCCCGCUUCCCCAACACCAACCAGACCCGCAACUGCUACCAGAACUACCUGGACUAUUACCGCUGCCUGAAGACACUGGGGGCGAAGGGAAAGGACAUCAAGCCAUGCCAGUGGUACUACCGGGUCUACAAGUCCCUGUGCCCCAUCUCCUGGGUGAAGCACUGGGAUGAGCAGCGGGACAACGGCACCUUCGCUGGCAGGAUCUAGGCCCAGCUGCUGCUGGGGGGGGAGGCAGACCCACAGGCCCUGCCCCAUGGUGUGGUCCUGCCCACUGCAGCACACCCCGUAGCGACUCUCCCCGCUGGCACCUCAGAGCCCCACAAUAAACCUGCUUGUUCCAUAACUUGGCCCUGGAGUCCAAGUGUUCUAGUCCCCAUAGCGCUCCCUCCGAGGA